Molecule: messenger RNA, 712 nt
Organism: Medioppia subpectinata
Lineage: Eukaryota; Metazoa; Arthropoda; Arachnida; Sarcoptiformes; Oppiidae
Source: the annotation of a GenBank genome assembly
UUGGAAGCGCUGACCAUUAGCUUUAAAAAUGAAUUCAAUACGUCCGCCACUUUGACCCUUACUUUCAACCGAACGGCCGAUAAUAAGACGGUUUUCGUACAGGACGUGGAGUUGUCUUUCCUCCUAAGCAAAGCGCUGUUCCCACAGUUUAUCGACGAGAAGGCCUACAAUACGACUGUGAAGGCGUCGAACCCGACCUCCGAUCUAUUCAGUGUGGCCUCAGUCCACUCGUACACGUGUUCGGCCGCUCAGUCCGUACAGCUGUCGCACUCGACGAGUGGUAUUAUUGACAUUCAAAUUGAUUUCUUAAAGUCUAAAGUGGAGGCCUAUAUCGAGGACGCGAAGAAAGGCGAAUGGGAUUCGGAAAUUGACUGCAAAUCGUCGGAAAUCAGUGAUGUUGUGCCCAUAGCUGUUGGCGCGGCGUUAGCCGGACUCGUAGUGAUCGUAUUGAUUGCCUAUUUCAUUGGCCGAAGACGUAGCCGUCGUCUCGCAUAUCAGUCUGUUUAGAGCCAAACAAAAUGAUUGAUUGAAUCGUUUUUUAUUGAUAUUUUAAUUGAUUAAUACAUUUUCGAUCUAAUACUUCAUUUUUUGUUCGCGUAAAAAGUGAAGAGUUUUUAAAAUACAAUGUAAUAUAUAUUAUAAAUAAGUUAAUAAUUAUUUUGAAAUUAAUUCUCUACUGAAACCUAAUUAUGAUUUGAAACCUCAAUAGAGU